Messenger RNA from Gaeumannomyces tritici R3-111a-1, 2069 nucleotides. RefSeq lists its product as hypothetical. The coding region runs from base 524 to 1654 and encodes 376 amino acids. NCBI's taxonomy places the organism in Eukaryota, Fungi, Ascomycota, Sordariomycetes, Magnaporthales, Magnaporthaceae. The record is from RefSeq and is a predicted model, not a curated record. The transcript is spliced from 2 exons.
CCACACUGCCCUGGCUGCUUAUUUUGGCCUGCUCACUGUUCCUGACAGGGGGCUGGUCCGUUGUUGGAUGCACCCAAGGCGAUGCCGCUACUGCGCACCCUCUCCCGUUUGGCACGAGCUGCAUCGAACUCUUGGGAAAGAAGCACCAACGCCACCAAAUGCAGGGGCACAAUCUGGUUCUAUUGUGGCACGGCACGUUAGAUGCUGCCGUUGGCUGACCUGCCGUGGUCGCACAAAGCGGCCUAGCCACCCACCAUGGAUGGGACGGAAGGACGCGUUUCACACACCAGUAUGGUAUAUAUCAAGACCUCUAGGGACGGCCCGGCCAUCGAGAGGAUGAGUUUAUGCCUCCGAACUCAUCCUACCGCAUCUCCUACCGCAUCCGUAUCCUUCCUACCUUUUAGAGCGCCAAGCGUUCCUUCAAGCACAUAUUGCACGCAAUUCCUUGUGCGAACUCUCCAAACAUAUUUCACAAAAUCUCUCCUCUUAUUUCUUUCUCAUUCUCCCUCUGUGGGGCGGCCUCAUGCAAGCCUUCCUCCUCUUCGUCCUGUUCGUUCGGGCGGUUGUGGUACAAGGGCAACAGGGCCAGCAAAACAACAACACGCAGUGCUUUUUCCCAGGCGGCAAGAUUCAUGAAAGGGGAAUCGCAUGCGGUAGCGGCGCUGCUAGCUCUUGCUGCGAACCAAGUCAAACCUGUCUGAGCAACGGUCUAUGCUGGAAUCCCACAUCCAACCAAAUAGCCCGUGUUUCCUGCACCGAUAAAAGCUGGAAUAGCGAUCUCUGCCCGCGAUGGUGCACAACCGAACAGCAAGACUCUGCCUCAGAGCUGCGCCAAUGCUCGGGCAGCGCUGACCACUGGAUCUGCGGCUCACGUACCGACGACUGCAGCCGAAACUUCACCGUGCCGAUGGGUCAGAUUCGCGACGAGCGCCCAUUCUCGCAGAACGGCAUCCUGCAGGCCGGCACAUGCGUCGCAGACUCCAGUUCUGGUGGUGGUGGGGGCUCACCGGGUUGGUCCGGGAGAGGCCCUCCACCCUUCGUCACCGCCGCCCGUGGUGGCGCCGCCACGGCGACGGUCACGACCACUGCGUCCCCUGACGGCACUGCGCUUGCGACUGCCCUGGCUGCCGCCACCGCAGCCGGCCGAGAACAAGUCGAGGACUCGGACAGGAGGUUGGCGACCACGGUCGGUCUCGGCGUUGGCCUUGGCCUGUGUCUUCCCCUCACGUGCGCGCUCAUAGGCUCAUUGUUUCUGUGUCGAAAGGCGCGCCGGGAAGCGGCGGCCGCACGUGCCGAACUGGCCGACCUCAGAGACAAUUUCCAGCGCCAGGAACCGCAACCAUCGCGCCCAAAGCCCGACGAACACCAUCUCCUCCAUCCGUCCGUGUUCUCGUCGCCCACGCCUUCCCCAAUGCAUCCGCGGUUUCCGCCACUGUACGGGGGCGCCGCCGAGGACAAGCCCCAGGUGUACGAGGCGCCACACUCAACAGGCAUUCACCAGCUACCUGGCACGGCGGACGAGAUGGCGUACCUUGUCGAGGCGCCAAACUCUCCACAUGUGCCGCCCUCGAUACUGAACAGUGCCACGACGCAUCAACCGUCGCCUAUAAGUGUGCACUCUCGUCCAUUCCACCGAGCCGAAACACCACGAUAACGAUAAUCGACAACACUAUACACCACUACCCAUCACAGUACAUAUACACCUAUUUCACACCCAAGUGUGGGCCGCUGUAGAUGCCGCAUAGCGGAAUGUCUUCGUCGGGGUUGUUCGGGCCGCAUAUCUAGUCAUGUAGGAGUUAAAUUGUGUCUUUUUUUGGGAAAUUAUCACUCGGCGAGCAUGUUCCGGAGUUCCUUUUCUUUUUUUGGGGCUGGCAUCGAAUCGAUCUUAAUAUUCUCUUCUCCUAGCCGUUUUCUUUUUCGUGAGUGGUCUCCCAGAGCCACGCCGCAAACCUCGGUCAAGCCAGCCGAGCUCACACCUCCUUCCGCCGUCAUGCUCCGGAGCCAUAGUUAUCAGGUGUGAAUUUCUCUUCCUCUAGGCAAACAUAUGUGCAUGUGAGUUGUGAGGACCG